AUGGCUCUGCGGUCAAUUCUUCUUGUCUCACUUGGCGCUUUCACCGCGGCUACAUCAUGUCCCUUGUCUGUGGAUAUAUCCAACGUUGCUGACCACUCCGUUAAUGUUACUAUCACCAACCAUGGAGACAAAACAGUUACAUUUUUCAAGGGGAAUACAGUUUUUGACAAACGACCAGUCAAAAAGUUGCUAGUGCAGGGCGAAGAUGACAAAGAAUUGGAUUUCAGUGGUGCUUAUGUUGACUACAAGCAAAGCAACCCCCCAUCUUCCAUGUUCCAGACCCUCACAUCGGGUCAGGCAGUCAGCACUGUCGUUAAUGCUGCGGUAUCUCAUAAACUCGGCGGGGUAUCCAAGGCUAGUGUUACAGCUCUUCAACACUUGAAGUAUGUCACCGGCGAUAGUAUUCCCUCUCAUCUCAAGGACAUGUCGCUCUGCUCGAGUGUCACCUCUAACAAGGCUGUCAUUAUUCCCGAUCAAAAGAAAGCUGUAUUGGAACACUUUUCAAACGCUUCUCCAGUCUCUUCCUCACAUUUGACUCAAAAAAGGGACGUUGGAUUCCCCAACUGUGCCGAUAAUCAAGUGUCGGAUUUGCAAACCGCAAUAGCAGAUGCCAUAGCUAUGGCAUCUGCUGCGCAACAAGCAGAGGGCUCGCAGGAUGACUUCUGGAUCUCAUGGUUCAAAGAUGCAGGCCAGUUAUCAACGACCGAUUCUAUCUACAACCAAGUUAUCAAUGCGCAAUCUACCGGGUUCUCCGUAUCGUGUACCGACACAUAUAGCGCCUGUGGAGAGAAUGCCAUGCUGGUCACCAUUACUCCUGAUAAUGUCAUAAUCCCAUGCCCUAACGGCGGAUUUUGGGAUUUAGGGGAAUUCGCAGACAAUUGUGACGCUAGUGACUAUGAUCGUGCGGGAGCUAUUCUUCAUGAAAUGACUCAUCUAUUUGGCACUUCAGACUACGCCUAUGGACACGACGACUGUGAAAACCUCAGCGCAGAUCAAGCUGCCAUGAAUGCAGACACCUACGAGCUGUACGCAGAAAGUGUCAGACUUGGAGGUUGUCAAUGA
Molecule: messenger RNA, 1062 nt
Organism: Talaromyces proteolyticus
Lineage: Eukaryota; Fungi; Ascomycota; Eurotiomycetes; Eurotiales; Trichocomaceae
Product: putative neutral protease 2 like protein
Exons: 3
Coding region: 1-1062 (353 amino acids)
Biological process (GO): proteolysis
Molecular function (GO): metalloendopeptidase activity
Source: RefSeq, a predicted model, not a curated record